CUGAAGUACACCAUGCGGCGCACGACGUUGGGACCGAUCUCGUCGUCCCAGCUCAAUGCCCAGCAAUCAACCAACAACCCAUCGCGGCUCCCUGUACUGAAGCCUAUUCACCCUCCCGCACCGAAUCGGCAAUCGCUGAACUCUGGUGGGAUGCAUCAUCGGGCAAGCAUAUUGAAUCGGUCGUCGCUCAGCCGAAACAGCUUGUCGACGCGGAUGUCCAUGAACGGCACGUCGCGAAACAGUCAGAAUGGGUCGAGUCGGCGAAGCAGUACGUUCGGUGGACGGGGAAGCCGUGCAACAGACCCUCGGCCCAUCGGCGACAGAAACUUCAAUGCCACGUGCAUUCGACUCUUGAUUGAAUUCUUGACGGACCGCCACUACGACCACCCGAUCAACCAUCAACUCCUCUACAAGCCUAUGAAGAAGGAUUUUGUCAACAUCAUGCAGUUCCUAUUCCGCGAAUUGGAUCCGAACUUUGAAGUGUCUGCCAAGAUCGAAGAAGAUUUUGCGAAUUGCUUCCGCACACUGAAAUAUCCGUUUCCGAUCAGCAAAAUGGCGCUAGCUGCCGUGGGGAGUCCACAUGCAUGGCCUCCUCUCCUCGCAGCUAUUUCGUGGCUGGUUGAGCUGCUCUCGUACGACGCGAUUGUGCAAGAAGAAGGCUUGAACAAUCCCGAUCACGGUCACAGACAAAGCGAAGAUAUGUUUGAGUACAUGGCUGUGGCGUACAAAUUGUACCUAUCCGGGAACGACGAUGAGUACGACGAGAUCACUCGGCGCAUGGAAGACGCCAUGGAGCGGAAGAAUAUUCAGAUUCAGCAAGAAGUCGACGAAGUCGAGCAGGAAAACGAAGCGUUGAGGCGUCAAAUUCAAGAGUUGCAAAGUGGACAGUCGCUGGUGAGUUUGAACGCAAGGAAGCGCGACUGUCAAGGAGAUGUGGAGAAGCUCCAGACGAUUGUCAAUACGCAUGAAGCGUCGAAGGCAAAAGCGCAUGAGGCCAUUCGCGUAUUUGAGCAACGCUUGGCGAAACGACAAAUGGUGUUCCAGAUGCAGCACGCCACGAUGGCCGAGCUGCAGCGUCGAAUCGACACACAAGAACUGUCGUCUGACGAUCUCGAGCGCAUUACGGCUGAGCGCGCCCGCCUCCAAGAGCAACUCAACAACACGGAGAAGCGCUACAAAAACAUUCAGUCGAGCCACUGGCAAAGAGAGACAGAGAUAUCCCAGCACAUGGACCGCAUUGAAGACCUUGUCAAUGUUUACAUGACGUUCUGCCGACGGCUCAAACUCGACGAACGCAAAGACGCCAACGGGGUCGAGUAUGCGAUACAGAUUGACGCGCAUUCCGGCGGCGCCAAAGCGGCGGCAGCGUUGACGCAGCACUUGAAGAAGACAAUCGUCCCGAGUUUGCAAGCGUUUCAACGGCAGCGCACGGACCGACUGAUUCGUAUCUUGGACAAGGGUGGAGAGGCCAAGGUUCGCAUCAGCCAGGCCACUUCCAACAUGAACCAGGCGGUCGAGGCCGCUCGGCAGAUCGAUUUGCAAGAACGCAAGCUCGACGAAUCGAUUCGUCUGGAGAGGGGGGCGAUGAACGCUGCAAUAGACCAGAAAUCUGGCGAGAUUGUAGAACUCGAGCUCGAAUUGGAGAGGCUGAAAGCACAAGAUGCUGCGUCCGGCAUGGGCAAGGCCGACAAGCUCCUCCGCGAUACAAAGAUCGAGCACGACGAAAUGACCAACCAGUACAAGCAAGAAAUUGAAUCGAGACUGCGCUUCAUCCAACACGCCAUCGCACUGUGCGUGGCCUUCAAGGAGCACAUGGCCAAACAAAUGGCCGACACCGAGGAGUACGUGAAAAGCCAGCGUGACUUGCUAAAUUAGGAGUUAAUGAUGCUAUAUAUUUUUCAAGCCUCGAUGAACCCCUCAAGCUAUUUGUCGAAUAAAAAUGUAUUUCCCCG
Molecule: messenger RNA, 1952 nt
Organism: Aphanomyces invadans
Lineage: Eukaryota; Oomycota; Saprolegniomycetes; Saprolegniales; Verrucalvaceae
Exons: 6
Coding region: 13-1875 (620 amino acids)
Biological process (GO): attachment of mitotic spindle microtubules to kinetochore
Cellular component (GO): Ndc80 complex
Source: RefSeq, a predicted model, not a curated record